Nannochloropsis gaditana CCMP526 is the source of this 261-nucleotide messenger RNA. RefSeq lists its product as uncharacterized. The record is from RefSeq and is a predicted model, not a curated record. The annotation marks the transcript as partial. The transcript has 2 exons.
AUCAUCCCUUCGGGCCCUAGUAUAGGGAUAUUGACAAAUCUGUCUGUCGAUCAACCAGUUUUCUACCUUAGUAAGACACACAUGCUCUUCCUUCUCGAAGCCUUCCCACUUUACCCUUCCAGUAACCUCUCUCUUGAUGCGCCAUCGCGUGAUGCUUUGGCGUCUCGGAUUCCAAGUCCUUCGCGUUUGGAACCUCGAACAUCCUUGACGCACUUCUCCUCCCCAAUUGUCCGUAAAAUCAGUUCCCCCCACCCUAUCAGU